UUUUUUGCAAUUCGACUAAGAUUUGUUUUCCUUUUUUUUGUGUGUGUAUUUUCAACGAUCCUUUUUGCGAGGGUCUAUUUUUUCGAUAAGGGCGUGUCGUUGUGUAAAUUUUAACACUAUUCAAUAUGCACAAGAUGUGUGUGAAUGGACUAAACUGUAGAGUGUUAAAAUAACCACGAAAAAAAAAAUUCAAAACACCCUCUAUAAUUCUAUGUCUAAUAUUAUUAUUAGAUAAUAACCAAUUACAGGGUAUGUUAAGGGUAGAAAAGUAGAAAUGUAAAUAUGAAUAAAAACUUCUUCGAUCUACUCGACAUGUAACGUAACAUCGCUUGACCUGGCGUACCACCCUGUUACCGGCUCUGAAACAUUAAUCCGACACGGUUAUUCAUUAUUAUUAUAAAUUCAGGCACCUGUCAUUAUUCACCGACACGUAUUUAAACAUACACGCCCGUAGUUUAGUACUUUGGCAAUUAUACGAUUGUUCCCGAUUAAUAUAGCAUAGACACCGAAUAAGUUAUUGUGAGCGUCCUAAAAACAUCGCGAUUGUCAUCAAAUGUUAAGUUUUUAUUUUAAUAUUAAAAUAAAAAUAACAUUGUUAUAUUUUCAUUUAGCUACAUUAUAAUCAAUUAAUUGGUGACCUGCAAUAGGAAGUUAAAUCAUCGUUCAAGCUGAAUAGAGAAAAUAGGUCUUGGUUACCAGAGAUACGGGUCAACAGAAUGGACUUAGAAGACCGAAGGAUCCGUCGUAAAACACCAAAAAUCAAAUGUCAUGAAAGAAAAAUCAGCCGUAAAGAAACGUAUAGUUGGAAGACUAAAGGAAAAGCAAAGUGCCCGGACAAAGGGACGAUGAAAAUCCAAAAACCUGCUCAGAUAAACCCUCUAAUGACGGUACUGAUGAGUUCUCGGCCUCAACUUGACCAACCAACCAGCGAUGUGACUUGUACUGAAAGAGUGCCGUUGACUGCGUACAGGACUGUGGUUCUGGAACUUCCUGAAAACUUGCAGUACAAACCUGCCGUAAAGAAGUCGGUUCUUGCCUGUAAAUUAACAACUCGCAAAUGCAUUGUGCCUGAUCCUAAUAAAUUGAAAUUGAGCUUGCGAUGGUAAAUGUACGUGUUGUAAAAAUAAUGAUUAUAUUAUAUAACAAGAAUCAGCGAUUAAGUCGUGUCCUUAAUAAACGUGGUCGGUUUUUU
Molecule: messenger RNA, 1192 nt
Organism: Myzus persicae (green peach aphid)
Lineage: Eukaryota; Metazoa; Arthropoda; Insecta; Hemiptera; Aphididae
Exons: 3
Coding region: 717-1106 (129 amino acids)
Source: RefSeq, a predicted model, not a curated record